This is a messenger RNA of Rotaria sp. Silwood1, 570 nucleotides long. The record is from the annotation of a GenBank genome assembly. Lineage: Eukaryota; Metazoa; Rotifera; Eurotatoria; Philodinida; Philodinidae.
AUGAAGAUUCAAUGGAAAAAUUCAACAAUUGGCAUGCUUCGUAGUUUAAUAUUCGAUAAAUCACUCAAACGACUCAUCGAACUUGAAUUAACUAAUGAUGAUACAACGAGCAUAUGUCCGAACGUGCGACAAUUGAUAGUCAACAUACCUUGUACGAAUCUUCCUAAUACUUAUACACUUACAAUUCUACAUGAAGAUAAUCUUUCUUGUGAUGAGUGUAUUCAGUUUCGUCGACUUAAUCAUUUGACAACGCGUCAUAUUCAUACAUUGACAUUAUUUGAAAUAAAUGAUUUAUUGACUCAUUCAAUUAUUUAUUCUAAUAUUCAAAAUUUGAUUCUUAAAAUGAAUAAAGUCGAUUCGCUAACCAGUGUCCGAUCUCUUGUACAACAUUUUCCAAAUCUUCAUUCAUUCAAAAUUUAUCUUCCAUCGAAUGAUGAAUAUUAUGAUAGUCUUAAUCUUAUACUCGACCGUGAACAUUUACCUUAUUUAUCAUUACUUAAAACAAAUUGGAUCAGUAAGGAUACAUCGGAUAUACGAAUAUGGAUUAGUGCUAAUACACCAUUGAGAUAG